AUGCGUUCGAGCACCGUUGCCUCUCAGUCUCCUAUUCACUCACUUCCUCUCGAGUUGCUCUCUUACAUCUUUGUUCUCGGUGCACAUUCACCGCCCGACACUCCCGAAAAUAAAAUCAAGCGCCAGGAACCUCCACCUUUCAAUGCCGACAGUGUCAAGACGCCUUUGGUAUAUUCCACAGUCUGUCGACAUUGGAGGACCGUCGCACUCGGAACAGCUGCCCUAUGGACCAAUAUCUGUAUCACAGCUGGAUCGAUGGAGAUGUCAGGCCUUGAACAGGAGAAACGUGUCAACCUUACCCACCUCACUUCGUAUCUCUCUCUCUCAAAAAAUUAUCCUUUAAACAUUCUCCUUGAUGCGCGCGACAUUGAUUGGGAUUUUGCAGAGCCUGAAAUAUCUGGCUCAUCCGACUUUUCCGAUUACAUUCCGCCUUUCACACAGGAUGGCAUUCGAAGUGUUUUUUCCCUUUUGCUCCCUCACUUAUUCCGUUGGCGAUCCAUAGACAUUCUUACGGAUACUUGGGCCCCGAUGCAUACCGCGCUGUGUAUGUUAAAUGGACCAUUGAUGUCUAACGGAGCUCCUCUCUUGGAGUCGCUCACGCUCAUGCGCUGUAACGACUAUAUCAGCCAUUCGCCGCUGUUUCAACCCACGAGCAUGAGAUCCCCCACUCUAUUCAGCUCUCAAACAAGUUCGCUUGGUACAGAUCGUUGUCUUUUUCCUCGAUUGCGUAACUUGACCCUUCGAGGAGUUCAUGUGAACUGGUCGAGUUUAGCGCACUCGCCCCCGCCACUUACCUCCCUCGAACUUUCAUCCCACGCCCCUGAUGUCCGACCGACACAAUCAGAUUUCCGCGAAUUGCUGAGCUCUUGUCCGAAGCUCAAAUCUCUCACUGUCAACGGUUCGGGUUUUAUCUCUGACGAUGAAGAGCUGUCUCUGAAGACGGGUGUCCACAAUAUCGACAAGAGCGCGAAACCUAUUGCGCUUCCACUUCUGGAGAAACUCAAGAUCGGAUACAGAUCAGCGCCCGAGGGUUUUGACAUCCUGGAACUUGUACAUGCUCCUAAUAUUCUUCAGCUCUCAUUGGAUGAUGCCACUCAUCCCGGUGAAAUCGACGAGGUCGAAGCCGAUGAUAUGUUGCUAUAUGUUGCUGGCUUGCGUCCAAUGAUCAAUCCGGAAUCUUCCUUUUCCACUCCCAAACAUUCGUCUCCUUUUCCAACUAUCCAGAAAUUGGCCUUAAAAGGACUGCGGGCUCAAACUGAUACCUUUCGAAAGCUUCUAGUAUCAACUCCUACUCUCCAAUCUCUCGAAUUGUACAUGAUGCCCAGACCUAUGGAUGUAAUUCAUGCGAUGUCACCUAUUACUACCAUCGCUGUCACAACUCCCGCAAGAACAAGAACAACUUACCAACGGCUGCUCAUCUCACGGCCCGCGUCUCCCGCGUCUUCACGUUCAUACUCUUGCCCAUGUCCUCGGCUUCAAGAGCUUUGCCUAUGGACUGUGAACCUUUCUAGAGAUGAUAUCCAUUUUAUUGCAAAGGACUUACUGCUAGGCCGAUCGGAGGCUGGCGCUGGGAGUCUGGAACGCCUCGAUAUUCAUCUUUUUGAAGGUACGGAGUCGGCCUCUGAAGACCUAGAGGGAACGGGUGUACAUAUCUUCAAUGUCCCUUUGGACAUAAACGGCAGCAGUGUCGUGGCUAUUGCUGACAGUUCACAACAAACUAACCUGGACGAAGAGUUUCAGUUUGGGGGGAUUUUCAACGAUCCGAUUUUCGAUGCUCAGUAUAGUUCUUCAGUUUUUUCUCAUUGA
Messenger RNA from Lentinula edodes (shiitake mushroom), 1806 nucleotides. RefSeq lists its product as uncharacterized. The record is from RefSeq and is a predicted model, not a curated record. NCBI's taxonomy places the organism in Eukaryota, Fungi, Basidiomycota, Agaricomycetes, Agaricales, Omphalotaceae. Bases 1 to 1806 code for a protein of 601 amino acids. The transcript is spliced from 2 exons.